Closterium sp. NIES-65 is the source of this 5538-nucleotide messenger RNA. Lineage: Eukaryota; Viridiplantae; Streptophyta; Zygnematophyceae; Desmidiales; Closteriaceae. The record is from the annotation of a GenBank genome assembly.
AUGGAGGCAUCGGUAGUGUCGGAUGCAGGAAACGUCGAAACGCUUAACGGUGAAGCCAAGCAGAGCGAGACGAGUGGAAGCGAAGGUGGAGAGCGAGAGACGCAGAAGAAAGGGCAGGAAGAGCGGGAGGAGAGCGGAGACGGGCCGAGAGGAGACGGAGACGGGGCGAGAGGAGACUGUGCGCAGCCGCAUUUGCUGACCAUUGAGGAGGCGACGAUGCGAAUAAGAGCCAUCGCGCAGGAGAUCGCAUUCCCCGCGCGGCGAAGGGGACGCGGAAGGGGCUACGGCGGAAGGAGUCGGGGUCGCGGUAAGGUGGAGCGGAGUGGGGCGGGACUGGGGGAACGAGGAGCGGAGGAGAAGCAAAGAAGUGAGGGAGAGCAAAACGAAGAGGAGAGGACACGAGAGGAGGACGAGCGAGCUGAGAUGACGAAACGAGACGAGGAGCGUUUACGGAAACUGGAGCAGGAAAGGGCUGGGGCAGACGGGGUGGGAGGAGACGGGAUGGACGGCCGUGCGGAGCAACAGGGGAUGGGCGGCAGUGCGGAGCAAGAGGGGAUGAGUAUCGCGGAGGCGAUGGAGGCUGUACGGUCCCUUGCAGGGAAGCCUGCGCUCAACGAGGUUCGGCGAACGGGACAUGGAGGGGCGUCUGGCGUGAGUGAUGAAGGAGGGGAUAGGGUGGAGCUGAAGGGGGCGAAAUUGGGAGAAGGAGGUGCGGGCGUGGAGACGGAAAUGGAUCAUUGUGAUGCUGCUGGUAGUGGUGGUGGUGGUGGUGGUGCUGCUGCUGCUGCUGCUGCUGCUGCUGCUGCUGCUGCUGCUGCUGCUGCUGCUGCUGCUGCUGCUGCUGCUGCUGCUGGUGAUGCUGCUGGUGGUGAUGCUGCUGGUGGUGAUGCUGCUGGUGGUGCUGUUGUUGGUGCUGCUGAUGACGUCUCAAAUCCCCCCUCCCCCUCCUCAACAACUCCCACCACCAGGCUCUACCACAUAUGCUAUAUGGCGGAAGCUGCCAGGAAGCUGGGCUUGGACGGGUCGGCGGCGGCGUUUGUCCCGUUGUGCAGGGAGCUGGCCAAUGACAGCGAGCCUGAGAUCCGCCAGACGCUCGCCGAGCAGAUUCCGCAGCUGCUACGCGCAUAUGCCCCGGCGGGCAGCAGGGCGCGCGGGGCACUGAUGGAGCUCAUGGACGUGGCGAACCUGCUGCUGCUGGACGAGGCUGAAGAGGUGAGUGCAGGUGGCGAUGGUGGCAUAUGGCACGGAGGAGGAAGCCACAGCCCAUGCUGCUCUGCUCAUGCUGUUUUGCCCUUCUGCCCCUUCUUCUGCCCCUUCCUCUGCCCUUUCCUCUCCCCCUUCCUCUCCCCUUUCCAGAUGCAAGUGGCGAUGGAGGGCGGCUAUGUGGCAAUGAUGGCGUAUGGAGCGGAGGAGGAAGCUACAAGCCAUGGUGCCGUGCUCAUGCUGGUUUGUGCCCCUUCCCCUUCCCCUUCCCGCUGCCUCUCCUCCCCGCACCUCACAGGUACAAGUGGCGAUGGAGGGCGGCUAUGUGGCAAUGAUGGCAUACGGCGCGGAGGAGGAUGCAGCGGUGGAGGCGAUGCUGCUCAAUGCCCUGCUGCGCCUCGCGCUGCUGCCGCACUCCCAGCCUGCUCGCGUCUGCGCUGCCUCUUCUCUCCCCUGCUGCUUGAUGCCUUCUCCGGUGCCGGUGCACUUCGCCCGCUCUUUGAGCACCGAGCCGUGCCGCACCUACUUGCGCUCGCUGCUGACGUGCACUUCCAAGUCAGAAAGGCAGUAGCAGAGGGCCUGGCGCAGUGCUGCAGGGCCAUGGGGGCCAAUGCUGCAUGCCUGGACGGCUCUCUGCUCCCCCUGUUCACCUCGCUCUGUUCCGACACCUCCUGGGCCGUGCGAGUGGCGUGUGCAGAGGGCAUAGUGGCAGUGGCAGAGGCUGCUGUUGCUCUCGCGCCGAAGGCUACCUCUGCUGGUGAGGUGGAGAGUGCAAACGCUGCAGCACAGGGGCUUGAAGCUGCAAGAGAAGCUGCACCUGCUACUGAGGAAGUCGGUAUGGGGGAUGUGGGGCUCGCAGGAGAGUCAAGGGUGCAGGGUGGUGGGAUGGUGUCUGGAGCGGUGCGGCACGGUGGAAUGGGGUCUGAGAGUUGGGGGGAGAUUGAAGAAGUGCGGGAGAUUAGUGAGGAAGCGGGAGACCAUGAACCAUCAGCGUGGGUGCGGGAGGCAGCUCUUCAAAUGCUGGGGCCGCUGCUGUCCGUGCUGCGAGGCGCUGACAUGCGGGACCUGGUGCACAUGUUUACGAGCAUGGCACAGCCAGUGCCCAUGGGUGAUGAUGGCGAUGGCGAUGCAGACGAUGACCGCCUGCCGCUCUACUGCGCCUUCAACUUCCCAGUGCCCAUGGGCGAUGGUGGCGAUGACAUGAUAGGGCCACCAGUGCCCGUGGGCCAUGGUGGCGAUGCCGAUGCUGACAAUGAUGACCGCCUGCCGCUUCACUGCGCCUUCAACUUCCCACGUGGGAACAGCGUUGCUAGCAGCAACAGCGGUGGUGGUGGGGCUGGGCCCAUCGCGCUGGUGGGAGCUGGAGGCAGCAUACGGCCACCUGCUCGCCUCACCCCAUUGCAUGCUGUCUACCACUCCCCCCUCAACUCUCUCUUGUCAACUCUCUCUUGUCAACUCUCUCUAUAUCCAUCCCUUCCCUCCCCCAUUCUUCCUCCCUCGAACCCGUUCCUGCUCUCCUCUCCGCCAAUCGCGCCGUGCCAGCUGGCGGUGCGGCGCACGCUGGCGUGUCACGUGCAUGAGCUGGCGGGGCUGCUGGGGCCGGCCAUAACCGUGCGCUGCCUGCUUCCCGCCCUCCAGGCGCUCGUGUGCGAUGAGGACGAGGUGCGCAUGGCGUUGGUGCCCACAUUCACGGCCUUCAUGGCGUGUCUGCCCGCCUCCCACCGCCCGCACUGCGCUCGCCUGCUGCCGCGCCUGCUGUGGCGCCAGGGGCUCUCGCCCCAGGAGGUCCACGCUCAGGAGAUGGCAGCUCAGCGCGCUGCAGAGGCUGCAGAGGCAGCAGCAAUAGCAGCGGCAGCUGCAUCAGCAGAGGGCGGAGAGCGAAGGGAGGGAGGAGAGAGAAGUGAAGGUGAGGGGAUUGAGGGAGGAGAGGGAGGAGGGGGAAGUGAGGGGGAAGAGGUUUGUGCGUUAGCAGCAGCGCCUGGUGCUGCUGGACGCGCAGAGGGAGUGGGGAAGAGACCAGAGGGACUCGUGAUCGCUCCCUUGGACCCGAGUGCGCAUGUGGAAAGCUGCCUUGCAGAGAGUCCUGUGUCACCACGCCCCUCUGAAGAGGGAAUUGUUAUAAGUAGUGGUGUGUUACAAGGGGCAAGUGUAUAUGGCGAGGAGUAUGUGGAUAGCCCUCGGUACCCACCGCCGCCAAGGAGCCUCGUGGCUGGUUCUGCGGAUGGGGCUGCUGCUGAGGGUGGAAGUAGCGCGCGUGACAGUGACGAGAGAGAGGUAAAUCCAUGUAACAGUAACGAGGGGGAGCGGCUGGAAGUUGGGCAGGGUGGUGAGGGAAAGGAGGCGAGGGAGAAGGUGAGGGAGGAGGCGAGGGAGGAGGCGAGGGAGGAGGCGAGGGAGGAGGCGAGGGAGGAGAGCGGUGGGCUGUGGGCGAAGAUUGUGAGUGGGCUGGGUGGCCUUGGGACAGGCGGUUGGCUGGGGGAGGUGGCAUUUGGGGGAGGCGUGGAGGGUAAGGGAGGGGAGGUGGCAUCUGGAGGAGCAGGUGUGGAUGGCGGUGGAGAGGAGGUGGGCCGUGAGUGUGCAGGGGGGGAUGUGGAGGGGAGUGAGGGGCGUGGUGAUGAUAGUUUGAAUGAGGGGAGUGAGGGGCGUGGGGAUGAUAGUGUGAAUGAGGGGAGUGAGGGGCGUGGUGAUGAUAGUUUGAAUGAGGGGAGUGAGAGCAGUAGUACUAGUGGUGAUGGUGUGAUUGAGGGUAGUGUGAGCAAUGAAAAUAGGUUGAGCGAGGGGAGUGGGAGAGGGAACGAGAGGAACGGGGCAGAGGGAGAAGAAGGAGCAGUGGGGACAGAAAGGGCAAAUGGGGCAGAGGGGGCAGAGGCAGCAGAAGAAGCGGAGAGGAAAGUGCAGGGGUCGCAGGCUGAGUUGAGAGGGGACCAGGGGGAGCUUGAGGGGGACGAAUGCAGGGAGGACGACAGAUCUAUGGGAGAGGAAGGAAUGCGCAUCCACGUGGCGGCAGCGGAUUCGCCGAGGCCACUGGUGCUGGGCGGCAGCAACCCGAGUGUGCAGGUGCAGCUGAGGGCGCUCCCCAGCCGCAACCGCGUGCGCCCGCAGAUGCGUGUGGCCGGCCGGGAGAGCUCCUGGCACCUGCGCCUCGCUGCUCUCAGGUGGGCGGCUGUACUCCUGGAUGUAGAAUUGGGCCAAGCAUCAGGAGUGGCGCAGUUGCUGCCACCCAACAGCGCCGCCCUACCUUUCCUCAUCGACCUCGCUCUCUCCCUCUGCAGGGAUCGGAUCGCUACCGUCCGGGAGGAGGCAGCCAGACAGUCGUUAUCUGCUGAACCUAAGUCUACUGGCUCCUCUUGUGCCGAGCCUCUUGCCGCUGACUUGUAUGUUUCCGAGCCUCGCGGUGGACCAGGCAGCAGCAGCACAGUGCAUGGAGAGGGGGAAGCAAGGGGCGGGGGUGGGGGGAGCAUUAGCCAGGAGAGUAAUAGUGGGAAGAGCAAGGGCAGAAGCGCGGAGGGGGGUGAGGAGGACGGGGUGAGUGAACAUGCUCUGUCCACUGGCACCAGGGACGGUCACUAUUACGAUCACCAGCAUGCUUCUGCUGCCACUCCUCACUCCACCAAUACGGUUGCAGUGAGCCCUGAUGACGCUGCUGAGGACCCCCAUGAUGAUUCUGUGAAGGGCGUUCAUCCCCACCCUGCCGCUCACCCGGGAGGAGCCCGGCCAUCGCGAUCCCCUCCCCCCCCUGACUCAGAUGCAUCGGCCUCCCAGACUCUCCUCUCUGCCUUGGCUGCUCUCGCCUCCAGUCGCAAUUUCCACGACCGACAAACGUACGUCUCUCUCCCAUUCCCCUUCCUCCUCUCUACUCGGCUCCCUCCUAUCCCCUCACUCCCCUCAUCGAUGACCCCCCUUGUUUCCCCUCGUCUCUUCUUUCCAUCAAUCUUGAUCUCGAUUUCUGGCUUUACCGUAGCGUUCGGCAUAGCCUGUACGGAGCUGCUGGACUGCAUCGGGCCAACCCUGGCAGCGCCUAUCCUUGCCUCGCCAGCGCACUCCUUUCCUCCUGCCACCACACACACACACCCCUCCGCACACACGCCCUCCUCUCCUCCCAUAGCCCUCCCCUUGCUACUAGAGCACACGUGCCUCUCAGCAUCGCAGUCGCGGUUGGACGAGCUGCGUGCGUCAGUGGCGUCAGCCCUUGCCCUGCUGGAGGGCGACGAGGAUGCUGACGUGGCAUGGACCGCUCUGGCUAGAGUGCCGUCUCCCCACGGGGAUGGGCGUGGAGAUGCCAUGGGCUCGUAUUCGGUUGCCCAGCUCCAUCACCAUCACAAUCAUGCAGCCUGA